AUUGGCGUGAAUAAGUGGAGUGAAUAUCGCUCAAUGAAACGUCCAAAUGGUGCUUUUUCGUAUGAGAUGCCCAAGGCUUUGCUGACAGUUAUCGUGACCGUAUUCCUGACCAUUUCAACGAUUCUAAUCAUUUGUAAUCUCGAUGGACCAGCGAUCUGCAAUUCGAAUGCUAUCGACGAUAUCGAGUUCCUCACCUACAACGACUAUUGCGUGGUACCGUACAUAACAAAGAGUUCCUUAGAGAACACAAUGGGAAUUUUUGACCGAAUCACAUUGGUUCUGCACAUGAGUGCUGACUACAUCGAGGAUAAACUCGCUGAACAGGUUGAUGCUUGGGAAGGACCGAUUUCAUUGGCGGUAGUCAUUCCAUCGGUUGAGAUAUUCACAAGGAUUCGUAAUGUUCGGUCUAAGUUGUCGAAACUGCGUGGAGCGGCGCUGGAUAAGAUGAGCACUCAUAUAUUGUUUCGCUCGAAGACUGGCUGCACAAUGGACCUGUUAAAGUCACUCAGCGAUGAGUCCACAAGAAAUUUUUAUCCAGUGAACGUAGCGAGGAAUGUUGCCAGAAUGAUGAUUCGUUCGAAAUAUUUGUUGAUUUCUGAUUCGGAGUUUGUUGCAUCGCGAGGAUUCGAGAGUCGAAUGCGGGCGUUAGCCAAUGAUGAACUGAUCAGAAAACCGAAAACAGCACUCGUAUUCCGAAUAUUCGAGGUGAACGAAACGAUUAAAAGAUUACCACGCGAAAAGAACGAACUCCGAAAACUUUUCUUCAGUGGUAUGGCUGUGGAAUUUCAUGCAAAAUUCACUUCAGCUGCACACAAAAUACCCAAUCUGAUUGAGUGGUUCAAUCAUCAGGUCAACGAAACUAAAGCUUCAGUCAGCCACACAUUACCCUUCAAGCGACGAGAUUGGGAACCGCAAUUUGUAUCGUUGAAUACAAUUCCAUUGCAUGACGAAAACUUCCCGUUCUCGUUACGUGAUAACACAGUACUGCGAUGGGAGAUGUGCCGACAGAACUACACAUUUGUAUUGGUCAACGAUGUGUUCAUGGUGCACAGAGGCAUUAAAACACUAGCGGAUGCACCCGCAACGAAGAAACUUCAACGUCGAUCACGAUUUCAGUUUUACUCUGCUAUGAAGCUAUUCAAACAGAGAAUGGAUAAGCGAUUUCCCGAAACGAAACAGCAUUGUCCUGAGUUUGGAGCAUAG
Anisakis simplex (herring worm) is the source of this 1203-nucleotide messenger RNA. Lineage: Eukaryota; Metazoa; Nematoda; Chromadorea; Rhabditida; Anisakidae. The record is from the annotation of a GenBank genome assembly.